Puccinia triticina is the source of this 255-nucleotide messenger RNA. RefSeq lists its product as uncharacterized. Lineage: Eukaryota; Fungi; Basidiomycota; Pucciniomycetes; Pucciniales; Pucciniaceae. The transcript has 4 exons. The record is from RefSeq and is a predicted model, not a curated record. The coding region runs from base 1 to 255 and encodes 84 amino acids.
AUGCUUUUCUCCGCCCUCGCCAUUGCCAGCGGUGCCUUCGCGGCCCCUGCUCAAGCCAACGUCAACGCCGCCGCCGCCAAGGACCUUUCCAUCGGUGCGAGCGUUGGUGUUGGAGCUGGCUUCGGCGGCCCCUACUACGGCGGAUACCCCUACUACGGAUACUAUCCCUACGGUGCCUACUACGGUGGCUAUCCUUACGGCAACUUACCGUUGGUAAAGAACCAGAAUUCUUGGCCUGGUGCCUUGAAGCAUUAG